Molecule: messenger RNA, 664 nt
Organism: Ectocarpus siliculosus
Lineage: Eukaryota; Phaeophyceae; Ectocarpales; Ectocarpaceae
Source: the annotation of a GenBank genome assembly
AUGGGGCUAGACGACCCUAGCAACAGCGUCAUCACCGACUACGGCGACUAUGACGACCCUAGCAAUAGCGUCAUCAUCGACUACGGCGACUAUGACGACCCUAGCGACCGCACCACCAUCGACUACGACGACUAUGACGACCCUAGCGACCGCACCACCAUCGACUACGACGACUAUGGUGGCUCUAGCUACGGCGUCACAGACGAAGACGAUGCUCCGGUGGGUGCUAUCGUCGGUGGUGUGGUGGGCGGAACACUCCUCCUGGCUGCUGCAGUCAUCGUGGCUGUGAUGUGGAAAUCUGGUCGCCUGGAGGCCUGCAAAUGCCGCAAAAAUACGAAGUCUGAGUCCAUUGCUUCUCCUGAGGGGGUAAGGUACCCCCGGUCUGCUUCAGGAGUAAGGUACCCACGGGCUACUAAUGUUCCCUCCGAAAAUCCUGGUGAUGGAGGUGAUUCAGGACUAAGAUACCCCCGGACUAGUGCCGCUGUACCCUCGGUGAAUUCUGAUGGAGGUUCUGGUGCUCGGUACCCCCGGGGGGUGUAAUUGCUCCCUUCAACCUUCCGUUUGAAAAGGCUAGGGUUAGGCGUUCACGCCCCGUUGCCCUCCUUAUGAGGAUGACAAGUGAUGGUUCCAUAGCCCGCUGUCAAUCGUUUGACGCGAGCCUGCC